Penicilliopsis zonata CBS 506.65 is the source of this 700-nucleotide messenger RNA. RefSeq lists its product as hypothetical. The transcript is spliced from 3 exons. Gene Ontology annotation, molecular function: DNA binding; RNA polymerase II general transcription initiation factor activity. NCBI's taxonomy places the organism in Eukaryota, Fungi, Ascomycota, Eurotiomycetes, Eurotiales, Aspergillaceae. The coding region runs from base 251 to 607 and encodes 118 amino acids. The record is from RefSeq and is a predicted model, not a curated record. Gene Ontology annotation, biological process: DNA-templated transcription initiation.
UGAGGAAACACUUCACUGUGGUUUUCUUGCCGCCUUCGGUUCCUUCCCGUUUCAGUCUUCGCCUUUCUCGUCGGUCGGUCUCACACACCUCAUCGACGCUUCGCCAGUGAGGAUUGGAAAUAUCUAUCUCGUCGCAGAUCAUCGAAGAAAGCCUGAUCUCGAACUAAGCAGGUAGGGUAUCUAGUGUAGGGGAGACAUUUACUUGUCCAUCUCCCACAAAGGCUCGAGUAUACCUUUGUCUCACGUCGCGAUGGAUUCGCUUACGACCCAUCCUUCGAACGCGGAGCAGGCUAGGGCCUUCACCUCUCCCGCCUCUCUGUCUUUUCCUGGGGGCGCCGGUGAUUUGACCCCGCCGUCCUCUGAAAAGGAGGGCGCCAUGGCGAUGGGCGGCCAGAGCGUGAACGGUCAGCAGCAUGGAGCGAAUGCCAUGAAUGGCAAUGGGGUGACCCCCGCGACUCCCGCUGCCACUCCUGGUGCCAACGCUCCUGGAAGCGGCAUUGUGCCUACGUUGCAAAACAUUGUCGCCACGGUCAACCUUGACUGUCGCCUGGACCUGAAGACCAUCGCUCUUCACGCAAGAAAUGCGGAGUACAACCCAAAGGUAUAACUCCGUCUCUCCCCAGAAAUUGCACUGCCAUGGGAGAAUAGUGUGACUGAACUGUUUUUUCUUUUUUCUUCCGAUUAGCGUUUCGCGGCUGUC